AUCUACCUUUAUUGGUGAUCUACAUGAAAUUUAUAGCUAUAAACAAUUCCCAAAUUACACAUACACAUCAUCCGGUUUAUCUUUAAUCUUUAUAUAUAUAAUCACGCACGUCACGCUAUCCCAACACACACCACCGCAUAGGUGUCUGCCACCUUUUCUUUCACCACCAUUUUGGGAAUUUUAGAUAGAGAAACAAGCACCACCCACUCAGAAUUCUUGAUAUAAUCUCCAUCGCAUAUCGAUAUUUGGAGCGAAUGCUUUGUGUAAUUUGAAAACCCUUUUGAUAUUCAAUAAUCUGGAGAUUUGUGUAUGAGAUGAUCUGUUUAUCGACGGAUUGUUGAUCGAUUUAAAUCACCGCCGUUGCAGUUUACUGUUCCCGGCGACAUGGGUUCGAGUCCGUUUGUGGGCAUUACCGGCGGAACGUCGGAUAAAACCCACGGGUCCCGGUGGCGUGUGCACGACAAUGGCGGUGGUCAUUCACCGACUGUGCACUACCUGUUUGUUUCGUUUCUGUUGUGUAGUUCGGUUGGGGUUUUCUACAUCUUUUAUUUGUUCAACAACCCUAAUUUGAAUUAUAAUAAUUCACUCGGUUGUCAAGAGGAUAACGAUGGUUCAUGGGCAAUCGGAGCUUUCUAUGGUGAUUCCCCUUUUUCUCUUAAACCCAUCGAAGAUAUGAAUAUUUGGGACAACAAAAGUGCAGCAUGGCCUGUAGCAAACCCAAUUUUGACUUGUGAUUCUGUUACUAAUUCUGGGUUCCCAAGUAAUUAUGUUGCUGACCCUUUUCUUUAUGCUAAGGAUGAUUUUCUUUACAUGUUCUUUGAAACCAAGAAUGUGAUAACAAUGCAAGGAGAUAUUGGGGUUGCAAGAAGCAAUGAUAAUGGAGUAAAUUGGGAACAACUAGGAGUAGUUUUGGAUGAAGAUUGGCAUCUUUCACAUCCAUAUGUAUUCAACUACAAUCAUCAAAUAUACAUGAUGCCUCAAGGAAGUGGAACCCGUGACAUUCGUCUUUACAAAGCAAUCGAGUUUCCUUUCAAAUGGAAACUUGAAAAGAUCAUUUUAGAACACCCUUUGGUAAAUUCCGUCAUCAUAUACCACGAAAAUAUGUAUUGGAUUUUCGGUUCUUACCAAACCCGGUUGACUUUCGGUGACCUUGAAAUCUGGUAUAGUAAAACCCCGUUUGGGCCGUGGACCCCACACAUGAAAAACCCGUUUACAGGACCACGAAACGGAGGUCGACCCUUCGUUUACAACCGGAAUCUUUACCGAUUAGGUCACAGUGAAAACAUCCGUGUGUUCAAGAUCGAACAUCUUACAACUCACCAUUACAUAGAAUCGGAAGUCAACUUCAAGGUUGAAAAGUCAACAAAAGGUAUAAACGCAUGGAAUGGGGCCCGAUCUCACCACUUGGAUGUUCAACGGUUGAGAACCGGCGAAUGGGUCGCGGUUGCAGACGGGGACCGGACCCACUUUGGGGAUGUGACAAGUAGACACGUGGUUGGGUGUGGUUUGAUUAUCACCUCCGGUUCAAUCGUUCUUUUAACAUGUUGGUUGCUAGGGUUUAUCAAGUGCUUUAUUCCACUCACACAUAUCAAGAAAAGAAAUGAUUCCAUUUUAAAUUGGGAGAGAUUGAAAUUGAGACUCCGGUUGAAUCAAACAAUCAACCCUAAUACUUACAUGGGUAAGUUUAUUUUAACGGUUCUUUUAAUACUAUCAAUCGUGAUAGCAUGUGUUGGAUUCGGGUACAUGUAUGGGGGAAACGGGUGGGAAAAACCAUAUCCGGUUAACAACCAUUUUUCACAAUUCACUUUAUUAGCAAUGACAUAUGAUGCCCGAAUGUGGAAUUUGAAAAUGUACGUAAAUCAUUAUUCCAAAUGCGCCUCGGUUCGCGAAAUCUUGGUGGUUUGGAACAAAGGGAAACCGCCAAACCCAUCGGAAUUGGAAUCCGCGGUUCCGGUUCGGAUCCGGGUCGAGGAGAAAAACUCGUUGAACAACCGGUUCCGGGUCGACCCGUUUAUCAAAACCAAAGCGGUUCUCGAACUAGACGAUGACAUCAUGAUGAAUUGUGAUGAUCUUGAACGCGGGUUUAAAGUCUGGCGGGAAAACCCGACCCGGUUAGUCGGGUUUUACCCGCGGUUAGUCACCGCGCCGCCACCGUUAAAGUACCGACCCGAGAAACAUGCCCGGAAACAUGACGGUUAUAACAUGGUUUUGACCGGGGCGGCGUUUGUUGACCGGGAAUUUGCGUUUGAGAGGUAUUGGAGUGAGGAAGCGGAAUUGGGAAGGAAAAUGGUGGAUGAGGUUUUUAAUUGUGAGGAUGUUUUGAUGAAUUUUUUAUAUUCCAAUUCUACCCCUGGGGGGCAUUCGGUGGAAUAUAUAAAACCGGCUUGGGCGAUUGAUACAUCCAAGUUUUCCGGGGUUGCGAUUAGUGGGAAUACACAAGCACAUUAUCGGGUGAGGAGUAGGUGUUUGGAGAAGUUUACGGAGUUGUAUGGGGGGAUAACGGAAUGGAAAGUUGGAUUCCGGAGGAGGAAGGACGGUUGGGAUCGAUAGAUCUAUGGAAAGUUUAAUUCCGGAGAAGGAUUGUUGUCAAUUAUGCAAAAAUUUUGGAGUAUAUUUUUUGUAUACAAAGGGUAAUACGGUAGACAAUAAAAGAGAAUGGUUAUUUGAAUAAGCCAUCGAAUUCUGUUUCUAGUUACUUGGUGAAGUCUUGUGUACAGGGACAAUUGAUAUGGUGAUUUAUUCUGUUGUUAUAUCUUAAUAUGGCCGAUGAAAAUUGAAAUAGUAUGAAAAUGAAAUGAACAUGAUUAAUUGCAUGUUGUAGAAGGUAUCUUUAAUCAAUGUUACAAGUAUCUUAAGGGGCUGUUUAAUGUGAUAAGUAUCUUAAGGGAUUGUUUGAUGGUUGUUGACCGAGUCUGAUCUGAUCUAGUCAGAUUGGGUCUAAAGUUCUGAUUGUAUUUGUCUCUGAUUAAAACUGUAUUGUUUGAUUAUGUAUCUGACUGACAGUAUUAAAUGUUGAAAAUAAUCAUUUUACCAUUCUGUUCUAUUUUGUA
Molecule: messenger RNA, 3050 nt
Organism: Lactuca virosa
Lineage: Eukaryota; Viridiplantae; Streptophyta; Magnoliopsida; Asterales; Asteraceae
Source: the annotation of a GenBank genome assembly